Molecule: messenger RNA, 3882 nt
Organism: Maudiozyma barnettii
Lineage: Eukaryota; Fungi; Ascomycota; Saccharomycetes; Saccharomycetales; Saccharomycetaceae
Gene: SKI2
Product: SKI complex RNA helicase subunit SKI2
Exons: 1
Coding region: 1-3882 (1293 amino acids)
Biological process (GO): nuclear-transcribed mRNA catabolic process, 3'-5' exonucleolytic nonsense-mediated decay
Cellular component (GO): Ski complex
Molecular function (GO): RNA binding; ATP binding; RNA helicase activity
Source: RefSeq, a predicted model, not a curated record
AUGUCGUCUCUUAACCUCUCUGAGGAUUCAUUGAAGGAACUUUAUUCAAGCCUAAAGGAUAUUGCAAGUGGUGAUGAAGUGCAUUUGUUCGAGGAUAAAAUUACUACGUUUAAGGCCAACUCUGGAAACACAUCAAUUGAAGAGGUCAAUGAUAAUGUUAGACAAAGAUUCUUAAAACCAUCAAAUGUGCUGGGGUGGGAUCUAUUAGAUGUGAUUCAAAAAGUCCCAAAACAUGAUGCAUUGAAUUAUGCUGAAAACAAAAAUAAUGAUAAAUAUAAUUAUUACGAUUUUGUUCAAAUGCCUCAACCAAUUAGUAAGACAUCAUAUGUAUUCAAGAGAAAAGGUAUUUCAGGAAACAUCGUUUCCCAUAAGGAGGAGGUAUCGUUAAAGGAAGUUUCAAAAGCUAAUGCAUCCAACUCUCUGUCGUUAACUAGAAGCAUCGAUUACCAUAGUAAUACCAUUAGAGGUACUACAGCUCAAUUGCCAUUUACACCAGGUGGUAUCACAAUGAAAUCGGACGCUGUGUCUGAUAGCCGUUCUUCUGUAAUAGCAACCGCCACAAAAUUACUCCAUAAGGACGAUCAAGGUUUAUUCGAUAUUCCACCAGGUUUUGUAAAAGGUAUUCAACCUAGAACUGAUGAAAAUUCGACAAAUGGUGAAGAAGUUGAAGAUAUCAAACAAUUAAAUGAAAUUGAUAAUGAGGUUGAGGUUGAAAGAGAAAUUAAUGAAAUUAAUGCUGAAUCAAGUCAAGAUGUUCAAUCACAAGUAACAUCUAUCAUAUCUCAAAAAAGUAAAGAUGCGCAUGAUAAUACAGAUAAUGCAGAAAUCGAUGAAUUAUUACCAAUGGAUAUCAAUUUUGGGAGAUCUAUAACAAAAUCGAAGGACCUACUGAAGAGAAAAGAAUGGGCCCAUGUUGUUGAUUUGAACCAUAAGAUUGAAAAUUUCGACGAAUUGAUUCCAAAUCCUGCAAGGACAUGGCCUUUCGAAUUAGACACAUUUCAAAAGGAAGCCGUUUAUCACCUAGAACAAGGUGACUCGGUGUUUGUAGCAGCACAUACAUCUGCAGGUAAGACAGUGGUGGCAGAAUAUGCUAUCGCUAUGGCAAAAAGGAAUAUGACAAAAACAAUUUAUACUUCUCCUAUUAAAGCUUUAUCUAAUCAAAAAUUUAGAGAUUUCAAGGAAACAUUUGAAGACAUUGAUGUUGGUUUGAUCACUGGUGAUGUCCAGAUUAACCCAGAGGCUAAUUGUUUAAUUAUGACGACAGAAAUUUUAAGAUCUAUGUUAUACAGAGGUGCAGAUCUGAUUAGAGAUGUCGAAUUUGUUGUUUUCGAUGAAGUCCACUAUGUUAAUGAUCAAGAUCGUGGUGUGGUCUGGGAAGAAGUUAUUAUUAUGCUUCCACAACAUGUUAAGUUCAUAUUGUUAUCUGCUACAGUCCCAAAUACUUAUGAAUUUGCUAAUUGGAUUGGUAGAACCAAACAAAAGAAUAUUUACGUUAUUUCAACACCACAGAGGCCAGUUCCAUUGGAAAUUAACAUUUGGGCCAAAGGUAAAUUAUUACCUGUGAUUACUCCAGGUAGAGAAUUCGUAGAGUCAAACUUUAAGGAACAUAAAUCACUUCUUUCCGGAGACGAUUCUAAGAACUCAUCCUCGAAGACUGGUGAGUCUAAAGGAGGAGUUCAACGUGGUGGUGGCAGAGGUGGUCAACGAGGUGGCAGAGGUGGUCAACGAGGUGGUAGGGGUGGUCAACGUGGCGGUCAGCAUGGCGGUAGAGGUGGUGGCGGUGGUUCACGCGGUGCAGGUGCUGUGGGAUCUAAUAAGCGUCAAUUCUUUAGAAGAGCUGGCCCUAAUAAGAAAACUUGGCCUCAGCUUGUAGAUUUCUUGCGUUCAAAGGAUUUAUUGCCAAUGGUGGCUUUUGUUUUCAGUAAGAAACGUUGCGAGGAAUAUGCAGAUUGGCUUGAUGGGGUUAAUUUUAGUAAUAAUAAGGAUAAAUCUCAAAUUCAUAUGUUCGUUGAAAAAUCUAUUACAAGAUUAAAAAAGGAUGAUAGAGAAUUACCUCAAAUCUUAAAAAUAAGAUCAUUGUUGGAAAGAGGUAUUGCUGUCCAUCAUGGUGGUUUAUUGCCUAUUGUUAAAGACUUAAUUGAAAUUCUUUUUGCAAAGGGGUUUAUAAAGGUAUUAUUCGCUACUGAGACGUUUGCUAUGGGUCUAAACUUACCUACAAGAACAGUUGUAUUCAGUGAAAUCCAAAAACAUGAUGGAAACGGGUUAAGAGAUUUGACUCCAGGCGAAUUCACUCAAAUGGCUGGUAGAGCAGGUCGUAGAGGGUUAGAUAAAACAGGUACUGUUAUUAUUAUGGCGUAUGAACCUUUUAGUUCACUAUCAUUCAAGGAAAUUACACUAGGGGUACCAACCAAAUUGGAGUCACAAUUUAGAUUAACUUAUAAUAUGAUCUUGAAUUUAUUAAGAAUAGAGGCUCUGAAGGUGGAAGAAAUGAUCAAGUAUUCCUUCAGUGAAAAUACGAACCAAACUUCCAAACCUGAACAUGAGAAGAUAAUCAGGGAAUUGCAAGGCCAAUUAGAGAGUGUUAAGGAAUAUGACUGUGAUUGUUGUGGAAAUGAUCUUGACCAAUUCUUAGACGCCAGUAAUAGGUAUAGGGAAAAAACCAAUUUAAUGAUGGAGGAAAUAUCAAAAUCAAAUUCAGUUCAUAGAAUUUUAAAAGAAGGUAGAUUAAUUGUUUUCCGUGAUCAAAAUAAUGAUCUUAGAUUAGGUUUCAUUGUAAGAAAUAGUAUUAAUCAAGGUGUGGCUGUCGUUAUGGUGUUUACAGAACCGAAUAAACUAACAGAUGGAGAAACUAACCAUCUUAUUUAUCUUCCUGAUUUUAUUGACUAUACAAAGACUGCUAUUGGUAGUUUUAGAGAGGUUCCAUAUUUCAUGGACAAAAUUCCAUACACAUCUAUUGAAUUGAUCACUGCAUAUAAUCUGAAGGUACCUUUUGCUAGUAUAAUAAAGCAAGAGCCUGAGGUCAUUGAGAAAUUUAAAUUUGAAAUGAAAAUUAUUUUAAAACUCUCAGACAGAUUCAAAGAAACAAGUUAUGGUAUGAAAGGUAGUUUGAAGGCUCAUCAAUAUAUUCAGGAGAGGGAAAACAUCAGAAAGGAGCUAAUAUCAUUUAAGAGUGCGAUUUGUCCAAAGUUAGCUCUACACUUUAUUCCAAAAUACAAGAAAUAUCAGAUCGAGAAAAAUAUAAACCAUUUGAAGCAUUUAAUGUCUGACGAGAAUUUAAAUUUGUUGCCUAACUACGAACACAGAUUGGAUGUUUUACAAUCUGCUGGUUUCAUUGAUCCUAAUCACAACGUUCUGUUGAAAGGUAGAGUAGCAUGUGAAAUCAAUUCUGGUUACGAAUUGGUAUUAACUGAACUGAUCUUGGAUAAUUUCUUGGGUGAUUUCGAGCCAGAAGAAAUUGUGGCAUUGCUUUCCGUAUUUGUUUAUGAAGGUAGAACUAGGGAAGAAGAGCCACCUAUCGUUACUCCUAGACUAGUUAAAGGUAAACAAAGAAUACAAGAGAUUUAUAAAAAUAUGUUAGCAAUCUAUGAGGAAAACCAAGUUACACUGACUCAGGAAGAAGCCGAAUUUCUGGAAAAGAAAAGGUUUGCAAUGGUCAACGUUGUUUAUGAAUGGGCAAGAGGUAUGAGCUUCAAAGAAAUUAUGGAAAUUAGUCCAGAAGCAGAAGGUACUGUUGUUAGAGUAAUCACUUGGCUAGAUGAAAUCUGUCGUGAAGUUAAAACCGCAUCUAUUAUCAUCGGUAAUUCAAAUCUUCAUAUGAAGAUGGAUAAAGCCCAAGAAUUGAUUAAAAGAGAUAUUGUUUUUGCCGCCAGUUUGUAUUUGUAG